AUGUCCGUUACGAAAGAACCUCGAAAAUCUGUGGCAUUCAGUGAAGGCACGACAGUUGUGGAUGGUGAGGGAGGAGUAACCCAAGUAAAUGGAAGUGGAACAUCAAACAAGAACUCAGCGGAAAGUCAUUCAACCAGUGCGUAUACAGGGUCACCGGCAUCAAAGCGCAAAGACUCAUUCAUGACAGGCAACGGCGACGCAGCGCCGUCAGAUCCAGCGGUAGACGAAGUCAACGAGCUCUUCAAAGGCCUCGGUAAGAAGAAGAAAAAGCCAAAAGCAAAAGAUGAAGCGGUAGAGGGCGCCGACGAAGCGGCUCCGGCAGCGGAUAACGAAUUCGAUCCUACAGCAUUGAAGAAGAAGAAAAAGAAGAAGCCUGCAAAGACGGAUACCGACGAAUUUGAGGCCAAAUUAGCCGAGGCAGGUGUCGGCGCCGAAGCAGAAACGAACGGAGAGAAAGCAGAAGAGCCGGAUGAAGUAGAGGGAGACAUGGACGCUGGGACAGGAGUAUGGGGCCAUGAAGAAACAAAGCAAUUAAAAUAUGAGCAGCUGCUUCAAAGGUUCUUUGCACACCUGCACAGCGCACAUCCAGAUCUUAUGUCGGGCGGCUCAAAAUCAUAUGUCAUUCCGCCGCCUCAGUGCUUGCGAGAAGGCAACAAGAAGACCAUAUUCGCAAAUAUCCCAGAUAUCUGUAAAAGAAUGAAACGCAGCGACGAGCACGUUACACAAUUCAUCUUUGCCGAAUUAGGAACUAGUGGCAGCGUUGACGGCAGCAAAAGAUUGGUGAUCAAGGGGCGGUUUCAGCAGAAACAGAUUGAGGUUUGGAGUCCUUCGCCGAUACAUUGGGGAAAAUCGUUUGAGUUUUAUCACAUGCAAUUCCUGCGGAUCGAGAAGAAGUGUUCAAGCAAUCAAAACCGGCUAUUCCGCCCAAAUUGGCAAGAGAAAACGACAACAACAGUAAUCGACGCGAGGAUUUCCGUUUCUGUCACCUUGAAGAUAGCAAUGGCGUCAUCUCCACCUCCAAACUACGGCAGUCCAGCCCCGCAAUACUUCCCUCCUCCUCCAGGAGGAGCCCCGCCGCCUCAUGCUCAGAGCUAUACGCCACCAGUCCAGCAAGCAUUCCCACCCCCGCCAACCUCACCUGGCUACCCAUCCUAUCCUCCCCCACCUGCAGCCCAACCCUCGCCCGGUAUCAAUGGAGGCAGCUACCCCCCGCCGCCCACACAACAGCCCCCACCGCAGCUUCAGAGCCAACCCUCCUACGCUCCGCCUCCUCAAAGCUACCCCGCUGACAAGAAAGACCCUGCCUCAUUCCAAGAGCCACCGCCCUCAGGAGGCCACACCGGCGCUCAUGCAACCUCAUCCCAAACAGCGGAAAAGCAAGAGAAAGCCCUCGAUGCUGAUAAGCCCGCAUUAAUGCCCGGUGGAGCUCCCUCAGCGGGUCAUUUCUCAGGCGCUACAGCAACACAGGACGAUGUGGGCACCUUCAAUGGGGGAAGCUACAGGAUCAGUCACCGGGAUUGCAACACUAUCCUGACUUUACAGUUGGCGAUGGGCUGUCCUCUACAAGCAAAACCUGGCAUCAUGAUCGCCAUGUCCCCCACCGUGACCCUCAAAGGCGCCAUCAAAUUCUCGCUCAAGAAAUACGUCGGCGGCGGCGAAAUGACCACAUCUACAUACACAGGGCCUGGAGAAAUCCUGUUCGCCCCUUCCUACCUCGGUGAUAUCACGACGCUGAGGUUCACGGGUCAAGAAACGUGGAAUGUGGGCAAAGACGCUUUCAUGGCGGCUACGCAGGGCGUGGUAAAAGAGAUGAAGAAUCAGAGUUUUAGCAAGGCGAUGUUUUCUGGGGAGGGGCUUUUUGUGUAUAAAUUGAGUGGGAGGGGCAUAUGUUGGUUGAGUAGUUUUGGGGCCAUUAUUAGGAAGGAUCUCGUCGAAGGCGAAAAGUACAUCAUCGAUAACGGCCAUCUUGUGGCCUGGAACUGCAAGUACGUAAUGGAACGCGUAGCCAGCGGUGGAAUCAUCUCUGGUAUCAGCAGCGGGGAAGGACUCGUAUGUAAAUUCACAGGGCCGGGGACAGUGUUCAUGCAGACGAGGAACCCGGGUGCAUUCGUGGCUUGGAUGGGUGCACAUACAGCGCAAGGAUAA
Messenger RNA from Bacidia gigantensis, 2145 nucleotides. RefSeq lists its product as uncharacterized. The coding region runs from base 1 to 2145 and encodes 714 amino acids. The transcript is spliced from 10 exons. The record is from RefSeq and is a predicted model, not a curated record. Lineage: Eukaryota; Fungi; Ascomycota; Lecanoromycetes; Lecanorales; Ramalinaceae. Gene Ontology annotation, biological process: translational initiation. Gene Ontology annotation, molecular function: translation initiation factor activity.